AUGCUGGUACCUAAGAAAAUGGUCAGAGGAAAUUCUACUUUGGUGACGGAAUUUAUUCUUUCGGGACUAAAGGAUCUUCCAGAGCUUCAGCCCAUCCUCUUUGUACUGUUCCUGCUAAUCUACCUGAUCACUGUGGGGAGGAACCUUGGGAUGUUGGUGUUGAUCAGGAUAGAUUCACGCCUCCACACCCCCAUGUAUUUCUUUCUUGCUAGUUUGUCCUGCUUGGAUUUGUAUUACUCCACUAAUGUGACUCCCAAGAUGUUGGUGAACUUCUUCUCAGACAAGAAAGCCAUUUCCUAUGCUGCUUGUUUAGUCCAGUGCUAUUUUUUCAUUGCCAUGGUGAUUACUGAAUAUUAUAUGCUAGCUGUAAUGGCCUAUGAUAGCUAUGUGGCCAUCUGUAACCCUUUGCUUUACAGCAGCAAGAUGUCCAAAGGGCUCUGUAUUUGCCUGAUUGCUGGUCCAUAUGUCUAUGGGUUUCUUAGUGGACUGAUGGAAACCAUGUGGACAUACCACUUGACCUUCUGUGGCUCCAAUAUCAUUAAUCACUUCUACUGUGCUGACCCACCCCUCAUCCGACUUUCCUGCUCUGACACUUUCAUUAAGGAAACAUCCAUGUUUGUGGUAGCAUGAUUUAACCUCUCCAGCUCCCUCAUCAUAAUCCUCAUCUCCUACAUCUUCAUUCUCAUUGCCAUCCUGAGGAUGCGUUCUGCUGAAAGUAGGUGCAAAGCGUUCUCCACCUGCGGGUCCCACCUGUUGGCAGUGACUGUGUUUUAUGGAACCCUGUUCUGCAUGUACGUUAGACCUCUCACGGACAAGUCAGUGGAACAGUCCAAAGUCAUUGCUGUUUUCUACACUUUUGUAAGCCCUAUGUUGAACCCCAUCUAUAGUUUGAGGAACAAGGAUGUGAAACAAGCUUUUUGGAAACUGAUCAGAAGAAACGUGCUUUUGAAGUAA
Gorilla gorilla gorilla (western lowland gorilla) is the source of this 954-nucleotide messenger RNA. RefSeq names its product olfactory receptor 5M5-like. The record is from RefSeq and is a predicted model, not a curated record. The transcript has a single exon. Lineage: Eukaryota; Metazoa; Chordata; Mammalia; Primates; Hominidae. Gene Ontology annotation, biological process: G protein-coupled receptor signaling pathway. Gene Ontology annotation, cellular component: membrane. Gene Ontology annotation, molecular function: G protein-coupled receptor activity; olfactory receptor activity.